Pseudozyma hubeiensis SY62 is the source of this 372-nucleotide messenger RNA. Its product is annotated as polyketide synthase. Lineage: Eukaryota; Fungi; Basidiomycota; Ustilaginomycetes; Ustilaginales; Ustilaginaceae. The coding region runs from base 1 to 372 and encodes 123 amino acids. The transcript has a single exon. The record is from RefSeq and is a predicted model, not a curated record.
AUGUGGGGUACGGCGCAGGGUUUCGGUCUGCAUUUUCGCCGAGAACAAAGGGUAACACGCAACACUUUGCCGCCUUUAUCACGUCUCGACGUCGGUCCGGCGACCGGAAAGUGGGAAGAGGAAAAUAGCAUGACCGUCGGCGUGCUGUCAAUAGCUUUCGCCGAGGGAAGGAGCGGAGAAGAGGAGAAGAGCUACCAGGGGGGACCUUCGGCUCGAGGCGCGGAGAAGAAAUGCAGGGUCCAGCUGGUUUCACCGUCGGUCCGAUGCUCGCCGAUGGUUUGUUAUUAUGGCGCCCGUUCACUGCUUUCCUCACCCUUAUCCAUCAGGUGGCGGGGUCGCCUGCUCAUCGCACGCCAUGUUCAGAUCCUCUAG